This is a messenger RNA of Ixodes scapularis (black-legged tick), 765 nucleotides long. RefSeq lists its product as uncharacterized. The record is from RefSeq and is a predicted model, not a curated record. The transcript is spliced from 5 exons. NCBI's taxonomy places the organism in Eukaryota, Metazoa, Arthropoda, Arachnida, Ixodida, Ixodidae. Bases 77 to 718 code for a protein of 213 amino acids.
GGACACAGCCGGUCAUACUGCUAUUCCGACGUUAUGUUACUGUUGUCCGAUAAGUUCGCGAGACCAUAGAAUAUAAAUGGGGCAGCGUUGGCUAUCCACUGCUACCAUAUUUUUGUAUUGUAUCGAAAGCCAAAAAGCAAUGUUUCGCAUAUUUGCUGUAUGCGCAAUGUCCAUCGUUGUUGGCGUAUGCGGACAACCUACGGUGAAGAGACCCAUCGAAGAUGAUCCCGCCUAUGCGGAAUUCCAGCAUGCACGCGAGUUUCGUGAUCCAGGAGAAAAGCUUUUCAUAAAAUACACCACAUAUCGGACUCCUCCCGGGGCGGAUUGCUUCUGGAACACUGUAGAGUGUGUGGACCACCGAUACAUGCUUCAACUUGGAAUGAGUAUUGGCGGGAAAACAAUUCAAUUUGAGACUCCCCUCCUGUUCAACACCAGCGAAGGACACACCCGGCCGAACGUAAUCUUGCAUAAGCUCACACCAAAUGACACUGAACCUAGAAGAUUUCCCUUAAUGUAUCUGAAGCCGACAGGAGAUUGUUUAGUUGUGCGAGUUCCACAUCAAAAUAACGGUUGUAUCUUAUUCAUCCGAGAAAAAAAUGCAACUUGCGAUGAAUGCCAUCAAGAAUGCGAAAAAAUAUAUGUAGACAACUGUAACAUGACUCUGGAACAAUCUCCAUAUCGUAGCACCUGCCACAAAGAAAGUGUUUCUCAAUGCUGAGACUGCUACUUGGUUUUGAAGAGCCAUUAAAAGAAUUUAACAGACGA